GCGGCCACCGGAGCUGGCGAAGUCUGCCCCGGAUGCCGUCAGCGAGUGCCGGAUUUGAGGCGUCACAUGAAGCGCUGCUGCCCGGAGCAGCUGCCAGAACGAUCACUGGAGGAUUUCGAGGCCCGCCGCGCAACGCGCAAGGCCGCCAGCGAGGAGGACUGGAUCAGUGAGGAGGAGGUCCGGGAUGCUGCGUUGAAAUCCUUCGCGGCGGUUCAGGACCCACUCCUUCGACGAUCUCUGGAGCUCCGGUUUGGGGCAGACAGAGGUGGGGUGCGCCGAACGCCGGCAGAGGUUGCCGAAGAACUUGGUGGCAAAUACCGUGGUAAGCCGGAGGCCGCGUUGAACCUGGUCCGCACAGCCUUGCGGAGCAUUCCAUUGGUAGCAGACGACCCAAAGGAUUUGGUCGUGAUCUACGAGGAUGAGUCCCUGCUGGCGGUUUCGAAGCCGCCGUGCCUCCGGUGCACGCCUGUCCACAGGUUUGUGGGAAAGUCGCUCACGAGUCAGAUAUUGGGCUACUUGCAGUCCAUGGGGGAAGGCCAGCAGACCUCGGCACCAAUGAUGCUGCAUCGCUUGGAUCAAACCACAAGCGGGAUCGUCCUGUGUGCCAAGACGAAGGCGGCUGCCAAAGCUUGUGCUGAGCAGUGGCACGAGGACGAUUGCAAGAAGGAGUAUUUGGCCAUCGCGCUCGCUGAUGAUGAAUGCUCCCUGCGUCGUGUCGGUAGGAGUGCCUUGAAUGCCCAAGCAAGGGAAGCUUUCGAGCAUCGCACGGGGCGACCACUCUGUGGCACAGCAACGUUGGCACUGGCCAUCACGGCCCUGGCACGAAGUCAGCAGCGGCGGUUGCGGGCCACACUGCGGGCCGUGGACAUCGAGUCCUUGGAGGUGGUGGAUGUUCUUUGUGAGGAGGAAGGAGAUGUGCAGAUUAGAAUGAGAUGGCCCAAAGAUGGCGACUCUCGCAUGUUCAACCGUCCUCGUGACCAGCUGCUGGAGAAGACCCUCAUGCGAAUGUCCCUGACAUUGCAGAAGGGGUCCAACACAAAGGCCAAGCGGCGUGGAUGGAGGCAGCGGAAGCAACACAAAGAGGUGGAGGAGAAGAAGGUUGAACCGCCGAAGGCGCCGAUGACCACCAGUCUGCUGACCAAUGAUGGUCAGCCGCUGGACGGGUCGUUGCAGCUGGAACAGGCGUUUGCCCUGGAGACACAGGCAGCAAUCCUGCUUGUAGGUGAGGAGAGCUAUCGCGUGCGCGUCAAUCGACCCAUGGCACGUCAUGUGACCUGCCGUGGAAGGCCCAGAGCAGGGCUCCGCCUUGCGGCCGUGGCAGAGGGCUGUUUUUGCGAUUCGCAGAAGCUUCGCUGGGAGUGGCGCGCCGGUGGUGAGCUGGUGGGCCGUGAGCAUUGCUAUACACCAACUGAGGCGGAUGUCGGCCAGGCUUUGGAGGUCAUCGCACGGCCACCCUUGGCAGCCGAUGCGAAGACGAGUCUCCUCCUGGGUGUGGAUGACUUGGAGGCAAGUGCCCAGCUGGAGCUGCCAGAGGUGCAGCCUCAGGCGGCUUUGCCGGGGCAGUGCGAUGCGCGCAGCCAGGCGAUGGAUGCCCAACUGCAGACAUGGCUGGAGAGCCAGGACAAAGCGCCGAAAACUCUCCGUGUCGUGAGCUAUAAUGCGCUCGCAGACUGCUACAGGCAUUGCUGGGACCAGAUGUUCCCUUACUGCCAACCAGAGAUGCUGCGGCCGGAGCAGAGCGACAGCAGCGACGGCAAUAAUCGUCGCAAUGACCUUCGGGUUCCGCAAGCAAACAUAGGCCCAGAUGUCCCGACAAAGCGGGAGAUCGAAGAUCAGCUGCUAACCGACAAGCCACUGUCCGUCAGCACCUUCCGCGCAGACCUGCUGGGUAUGCAGGAAGUGGAUGCAACUUGGUACAAGGGGCCGAAGUGCUUGGGGGCUGAGAGUUGUGUGUUUCGAAAUGCUAAGCAAGAUGGUGUGCUACACAGUGAGUGCUCAGACCUCUUCAGAGGCUUCGACGACGAGCAAGAUGGCGAAUGGUGGCCACCUCCUCUGACUGAGCAGGACGUGGCCUUGCGACAGCGCGCCAAGCGGUUGUUGGAGGCAAUCCGACGGAUUCCUCUGGUAUACUAUGACAUCAAAGCCUGGGAGAACGAGCACGAGAAGGUCUUCUCCCUCUUCAGGAAAGGUUGCCUAGAUGCCGACAAGUCUGACAUGCUGGAAGCGCCGAUCUACAACAAUCAUCAGAUUGAGGAUGCCUGGCUUUUUCUGCUGGAGAUGAGGAGGCGGCACUUCAAUCGCAGAAAGCACGUGCAAGAGUGUGCACGCAUCCUGGGCGCUUCCUACAACUGGUCUAUAGUGCUUUUGGGCUCCAAGAAGGUGUUAGAAGCUCUCAAGGAUCUGCCACAGGAAGUAUGCACAGAGAUCCUGGAAGAUGCCAAUGCCUUGGACCUGCUGAACACCCUCUACCCCUCUAG
Molecule: messenger RNA, 2477 nt
Organism: Symbiodinium necroappetens
Lineage: Eukaryota; Dinophyceae; Suessiales; Symbiodiniaceae
Source: the annotation of a GenBank genome assembly